Fragaria vesca subsp. vesca is the source of this 1855-nucleotide messenger RNA. Its product is annotated as probable protein phosphatase 2C 78-like. Gene Ontology annotation, biological process: protein dephosphorylation. NCBI's taxonomy places the organism in Eukaryota, Viridiplantae, Streptophyta, Magnoliopsida, Rosales, Rosaceae. Gene Ontology annotation, molecular function: cation binding; protein serine/threonine phosphatase activity. The record is from RefSeq and is a predicted model, not a curated record. The coding region runs from base 255 to 1376 and encodes 373 amino acids. The transcript is spliced from 4 exons.
GUCCCUCUCUCUCUCUCUCUCUUGGUCUCUUUAUUCCAAAUUCUAGAACUACCACCAAACCAAAACCCACGUCUACUUUUCCUCUAUAAUCUCUCAUCUCUCCCAAAACCACAUUUUUCAGAACCAAAGUUUGCAGCUUUGGGAGUCAAAGCAAAUAAAACCAGAGUGACCCAGAACCAAAGAUUGAGACUUUGGGGCUUUUGAGACUGAAACAGAGAGGCCCAGGUACCCAAAUUGGAAACCCAAUUUUGGAAAUGAUGUUGGAGAUGUGUAGGAGGCCAUUGGAGAAGUGCUUUGGAGGUGGAGAUGAUGAGCUUCUAUGGCACAUGGACUUGAAGCCUCACUAUUCUGGGGAGUAUUCUAUUGCUGUUGUUCAAGCUAAUUCAGCUUUGGAAGAUCAGGGACAGGUGUUUACUUCUCCUUCUGCCACGUAUGUUGGUGUUUACGAUGGACAUGGUGGUCCUGAAGCUUCUAGAUUCAUCACUCAGAGGCUAUUCCCCUUUAUUCAGAGGUUUUCAAAUGAGCAAGGUGGACUAUCAGAGGAUGUGAUUAGGAAAGCGUUUGAUGCAACUGAGGAAGAGUUUAUGGACUUGGUCAAGCAGUCAUGGCGGACACGGCCAAGGAUUGCUUCUGUUGGUUCUUGUUGUCUUGUUGGCGCAAUUACGAAUGAUGUUUUGUAUGUUGCUAAUCUCGGAGAUUCGAGGGCAGUUCUUGGUCGGAGAGCAAUGGAUGGGCCGACGGUGGUGGCAGAGAGGUUGUCUACGGAUCACAAUGUUGGAGUGGAGGAGGUGAGGAGGGAGGUUAAGGAUCUUCACCCUGAUGAUUCACACAUUGUGGUUUAUACUCGUGGGGUUUGGCGAAUUAAGGGCAUUAUACAGGUCUCUAGAUCAAUCGGAGAUGUCUACUUGAAGAAACCUGAGUUUAACAGAGAUCCGCUCUUCCGCUUCGGUAUACCUGUUCCUUUAAAGAGGCCUGUAAUGACAGCUGUACCCUCAAUAUUGGUUAGAAAAUUGCGACCCGAGGAUAUGUUUUUGAUAUUUGCAACAGACGGUCUCUGGGAGCAUUUGAGUGAUGAAGCAGCUGUUAAAAUCGUCUCAAAAAAUCCAAGAGUUGGAAUAGCAAAGCGACUGGUAAGAACUGCCAUUGAGGAGGCUGCGAGAAAAAGAGAAAUGAGAUAUGACGAUAUAAAGAAACUUGAAAAGGGGGUAAGGCGCCAUUUCCACGAUGAUAUCACUGUAAUUGUGAUAUUCCUGGAUCAUACACAAACUUCCCUAAAUGCUACAGAUAACAGCCUUUUUACCUGCACUAGUGUUCCUGUUGAUAUCUUUUCAAAUAAUGAUGAUGAAGCAGUUGGCUCCCUUGAUUCAUUUCCCUGAGAAAACCAGACGCUCAUGAAUAUGCACUUGUUUUUGUUUAUAAGAUGAGAACUUAAAAAAUGAGGUGCAUUUUGUAGAAGAAGCGUGGUUUUUAUGUGAUUUUACAUGAAAGUUUAUUGUACAUAGAUUGGUAGAUGAGAAAUGACAGAUUAAAGGUGCUGUUGAUUUCUCGGCUCUGAGCUUUGACCUCAUUUUCAGCUUUCUCUGGUCAAUACAUAAUUUGUUCCACUUGAUGUAUAUUCUGGGAUAUUCACAUGUUCAUAUCAAAUUUAUGUUACUCCUGACAAACCAGAUCAGAUAAAUCCCUCUUUAUUUUGCCCAAGGAGUGAGCUUCAACAACUAUUAUUUCAACUGUAUCAUGCUGCUUCUAGUUUUUGUUCUGAUUCUGAAAAGAAAUAGGGAUGAUCAGAUUCCCAUUGUCCAUGGUGAUCGAAAGACCAGAACCCUAAGAAUAGAGAAUAUCUUAUCUUUUACAAUGC